Messenger RNA from Bactrocera dorsalis (oriental fruit fly), 1048 nucleotides. RefSeq names its product protein SCO1 homolog, mitochondrial (gene Scox). NCBI's taxonomy places the organism in Eukaryota, Metazoa, Arthropoda, Insecta, Diptera, Tephritidae. The coding region runs from base 110 to 907 and encodes 265 amino acids. The transcript has 3 exons. The record is from RefSeq and is a predicted model, not a curated record. Gene Ontology annotation, cellular component: mitochondrial inner membrane. Gene Ontology annotation, biological process: mitochondrial respiratory chain complex IV assembly; intracellular copper ion homeostasis. Gene Ontology annotation, molecular function: copper ion binding; copper chaperone activity.
UUUUACACAUUUGUUUUACGUAAAAAGCCGCACAGCUGGUUGAAAUACAUUCUCCCAAUUUUAGUAAUUUGCUAAUAUUUGUCAAUAAAAAUUCACAUUAAAACGAAUAAUGUCACGAAAUAUAUAUCGUUUGGUGAACAACUGCAGUAAAAAACUGCUUCAUCGAGCACAUGCUUGUCCAUCGAAGUUGACAGACUCACCGGCCAAUCAUAUACAGCGACGUUUUGCUGCCACAGAUCCUACCAAAGGCAAGGGUCCGAUUUCGUGGAAGAGCUUAGCUUUUAUUGGUGGGGCCGGUGCAAUCGGUCUAGGUUUUAUGUUGUAUGUAAAGAAGGAAAAAGAGGAGGCUAUAAUGCGCGAACGAAAAAGGCAAUUAGGAAAAGCGGCGAUUGGUGGCUCCUGGGAACUUACUGAUUCGGAGGGUAAGGUACGCAAGUCGGAAGACUUUCUAGGAAAGUGGCUGUUGAUUUAUUUUGGAUUUACUCAUUGUCCGGAUAUAUGCCCAGAUGAAUUGGAAAAAAUGGCAGCGGUGGUUGAUGCAAUAGAAAAGUCACCACAAACUCCAGAAAUUCAACCGAUUUUUAUUACUGUUGAUCCGGAACGUGAUACCAAAGAAAUUGUUGGCAAAUAUGUGAAAGAAUUUUCACCAAAGUUACUAGGUCUUACCGGUACUGUUGAUCAAAUUCGCAAGGUUUGCAAAGCAUUCCGUGUUUACUUUAGCGCUGGUCCACGCGACGUCGACAACGAUUAUAUUGUGGAUCACACUAUCAUCAUGUACCUAGUCAAUCCUGAUGGCGAGUUUGUGGACUAUUAUGGGCAAAAUCGCGAUAAGGAUCAAUGUAUAAGCUCGAUAUUAGUAAACAUCGCCAAAUGGAAUAAUUUGAACAAAAAAUCUUGGUUCGGUUAAGAUCAUGAACAAUUAUAGCAAGAUUUUUCUUCUGGCUUGUAUUAUUAAUUGAAAAUAUUUGAAUUAGUUUGCAUUUUUAUUUUUAAAUGCGCAAAAAUAGCGCAAUAAAUAUUUAAAAGUGAAUAUAUGUACAUAAAUAAA